AGUGAAAGCCUAACGCAAACGGCGAAGAAGGACGAGAGAGAGAGAGGUGAAGAGAUGGCCGUGAGCGUAGAGAUCCCGAGGGAGUAUGGAUUCGUGGUGCUGGUGGUGGUUCUCUACUACUUUCUCAACUUUUGGAUGGCCAUCCAAGUCGGCAAGGCCCGGCAGAAGUACAAGGUGUCCUAUCCUAACCUCUAUGCGAUUGAAUCCGAGAAUAAGGAUGCCAAGCUCUUCAACUGCAUCCAGAGGGGGCAUCAGAACUCGUUGGAGUCGAUGCCGGUGUUCUUCGUGACGCUGCUGGUGGGCGGGGUUCAGCACCCCGUGAUCGCUGCUGGGUUCGGCGUCCUUUACACGAUCGCCCGAUUCUUCUAUUUCAAGGGCUACUCCACUGGAGUCCCGGAGAAUCGUCUCAAGAUUGGGUGCAUACUCAUACCUCCGUUCUCGCGAGCUUCCUUCUGUUUUCUCGCGUUGGAUUUUGAUAGAUUGCUUUUGUUUUCAGGGGACUCAACUUCGUGGCGUUGUUCGGGCUCGUAAUCUGCACGGCUUCGUUUGGGAUCCAUCUGCUUAUCCGAGAGAUGCUGUGAUGCUGGUGCCAUGUGUUUGGUCUGUGCUCUGGUUGCUUUUGCUUGUGUUGAUGACUACGUAGUGAAAAAUAAAACUGGUUUUGCUGACCUAGAGGUGUUGUGCUGGUUUUAAAAUGUUAAAGAGGAGUGAAGAUUUCUUAUGGGUUCGCUUUGUGUGUAAUUUUAUGUUUCAGACUGAACUGCAGCUUUCUAUAAGAGCGGAUGAUUCCUGGUAGAAUUAUUGGCAUCCCUGGCACAACGCAUGAAACAUUCCAGCAAAGAAGUCUUUUUAGUUAAA
Elaeis guineensis (African oil palm) is the source of this 858-nucleotide messenger RNA. The record is from RefSeq and is a predicted model, not a curated record. Lineage: Eukaryota; Viridiplantae; Streptophyta; Magnoliopsida; Arecales; Arecaceae.